GGGCGGAGGUCAGCAUGGCAGCUGCGUUGGCUCGGCUUGGUCUGCGGCCUGUCAAAGAGGUUCGGGUUCAAUUCUGUCCCUUUGAGAAAAACGUGGAACCAACGAGGACCUUCCUCCAGGCGGUGAGCAGUGAGAAGGUCCGCUCCACUAAUCUCAACUGCUCAGUGAUUGCGGACGUGAGGCAUGACGGCUCCGAGCCCUGCAGGGACGUGCUGUUUGGAGACGGGCAUCGCCUAAUUAUGCGCGGCGCUCAUCUCACCGCUCUGGAAAUGCUCACCGCCUUCGCCUCCCACAUCCGGGCCAGGGACGCGGCGGGCAGCGGGGACAAGCCGGGAGCUGAUACUGGUCGCUGACAGCGCCAAAGAGACCAACAAGACGAUUUUAGCGUGGACUAGGACACUUAACCUAAGAAGAGUUUCACUUAAUCAUUCAACUCACUAUCUGGAGGGCCACGGAGCGCAAAAUAAAGUUUAAAACCCUACUACC
Symphalangus syndactylus (siamang) is the source of this 486-nucleotide messenger RNA. RefSeq names its product large ribosomal subunit protein mL53-like. Gene Ontology annotation, cellular component: mitochondrial large ribosomal subunit. The record is from RefSeq and is a predicted model, not a curated record. Lineage: Eukaryota; Metazoa; Chordata; Mammalia; Primates; Hylobatidae.